AUGGGUCACUCUCAGAAGCUCAGUGAAUUUAGGCAUGGUACCGUGAUAGGUUGCUACCUGUGCAAUAAGUCCAUCCGUGAAAUUUCCUUGCUACUAAAUAUUCCACGGUCAACUGUUAGUGGUAUUAUAACAAAGUGGGAUCAACUGGAAACAUCAGCAACAAUAGCUAAAGACCUCCAAACUUCAUGUGGCCUUCAGAUUAGCACAACAACAGAGUGUAGAGAGCUUAAUGGAAUAGGAAACUCUUAAGGUUUCAGCAUACCAAGACAUUUUGGACAAUUCAAAGCUCCCAACUCUGUGGGAACAGUUUGGGGAUGGCCCCUUC
Messenger RNA from Staurois parvus, 325 nucleotides. The record is from the annotation of a GenBank genome assembly. NCBI's taxonomy places the organism in Eukaryota, Metazoa, Chordata, Amphibia, Anura, Ranidae.